Molecule: messenger RNA, 1580 nt
Organism: Vigna umbellata (rice bean)
Lineage: Eukaryota; Viridiplantae; Streptophyta; Magnoliopsida; Fabales; Fabaceae
Source: RefSeq, a predicted model, not a curated record
AUAAUUCAGUAAAGGAGAUGGGGAGUAGAAACGGGGCGGGUAUGGUGGAUCCGAAAUUAUAACAAAGUGGUGGGCGUUUUGUGUGAUGAACCUAUGUUUGGCGGCGGAGUAAGGUGGCUACGCUCCUCGGAGCGAUUCAAGUUUCUGGCGAAGUCAUUCUCCAGCAACGCCAGAACCCGUUAUUCCUUUUGUACAACAACUAAAAACAGUAACAACAACGGCGACAACAAAAACAUCGUCGCCGACGAAAGGUAUCGGCAGCUGGAGAAUCUCGACAUGGUGACUGCCGCUAAGAUCCUUUUCACCGAUCCCCCUAAGAAGAAGAAGUUUGGGUUUGAUUUCCAUCUUGUACAGUUUUUUUUUGCCUGCUUGCCUUCCUUGGCUGUGUAUUUGGUGGCACAAUAUGCUCGUUAUGAAAUAAGAAAAAUGGAGGCGGACGUUGAGAAGAAAAAGAAGCAGAAGGAAGAAGAAGAAGCAAAGGAAAAAGAAAAAGAAAUGGAACUAAAUCCCCCAGAGGAAAAGGAAGAAAAAUAUGAUCCCCAACUUUCAGAGGUGAGAGUGAGACUUGAGAAACUUGAAGAGGCUGUGAAGGAGAUUGUUGUUGGAACAGAGAAACAAUCAAGUAGCAACCUAGCAAAAAAUCAGGUGACUGAUAAUGAGAAAAAACAGUUAAGUUCUUCACCAAAAAACACUAGUCCCACUGAUUCUGCAUCAAAUAAAGCUGAUAAUGAAGACACUUUUGGUAAGCAUAAUUCUCCCAAGUCAAAGCCAGAAUUACGUGAAGAGAGUAAGGGUAUAGAUGCAACCCCAAAUUCUUCUCUUCAGGAUCCCAAAGGCCAGAGUCAAAGUGGAGGGGCUUCUUAAGGCUAUGGUCAUAUAAUGAAUGUCGAAGGGAGUAAACUUUAAAUGCGUGUUCAUCCUCUCCCUUUAAUUUGAUUUUUAGUCCUUCAACUCUUCAUCCUUCUUUUAUUUAAUUAACUCCUGUAAGUUAUAUUUUUAUGCCAAAGCUGUACGCUUUUUAGCUUUGUCUGUCUUACGUGAUGAUUAACCCGUUAAUUGAAUCCAAAAUGCUAUGCUUUUGGACUAGAACCUCUUCUUUUUCCUUCCUCCUUCAACUCUUUCUGGAUUGAGUAAACCAACACUGGACCAAAAUUCAGUCAACUCAGUGCCUUUUAUUCCUCUGUGAAUUGAAACCAGAAAAGAGUACUUUACUUUAGACUUUUGUUUGAGGCAAUAGCUGUGAGCUCGUCUAUGGUUAUGGUUGGAGACAGUUAUAAUAUUUGAGUAUAUCAAUUUCACAGGCUUGAAUGCAACUGCAAUAGUUUGGUUGGUGUGGUGGAAUGUUCAUCUUGGUUGAUUUUUGGUUUGGAUUUAAUGCUGUUAAAUGUUUCAUCAAUCACCUCUAGAUAUUCGGAAGAAAAAUUUAUGUGAGAUCAGCUGUUCAUAAUGUUUAUAGUGAGGACCUUGGAAGUCAGAAGUUGACUUCUUACGACCCUUAUGUUUUCCUUUGGGAAAAAACGUGCUCUAUCUAUAGAUUUUUUAUAAUAGGAAAUGCUCUAUUUUGGUACACCAGAACAUUU